GUUAUGGUCGCUCGGAGGCCGAACGGUGUUGUAGUGAUCGUGCCAUGGGCGACGGUGGAGUGGUGUGGUGUUGUUGUGUUCGGCGGAGUAUUGUGAUCGCGCUGUGGCUUAUUGUGUUGUGUCAGUGAAAAAUUGUGUUUGGAUAUGAGUCUGAAAUUUGAUGCUGAAAGGCGCCCCACCUCCAGGGAAUACCCUGGCUAGGUUAGGAAGUGAAAGACAGAGUACCUUUAUAGUUUUAACGAGAGGAGCUCGGAGAGCACCUAUAUGACGCAAGGAGGGUUGAAAAAGAUGAAAAUCUGACGAGCGGUUGGAUGGGUGCAGCGAUGCAAAUGUCGCGAUGAACAAGAGUCGUUGCUUCAGAGAUUCACCCGUGACCGCUGACAAUCAGCCACUCAACCGGAGUGGGAAGGCACUCAGGGGUUCUAAAAAAAGCGUUCUUUUCUACACAACAGACUGUGGAGACGACAAGGAAGACUUAGGACUGCAUAUUCAACAACGAAGUGCCUCACUGACUGCUCUACACACAGGACCUGCAUUACAGCAGCAGCAGCAAAUCUUAGAACCCAGAAUGGCUCAACUGGAAACGUUGGAAGCGAAGAUGGCGAGUAUAGAGGUCUCGCUGUCGACUACCCCACGGCGGAAGAAGGGUGGAAGUAUUUCCGGGGGCAUGACCUCGCCUGCAAGUCAUCGCAAUCGGGACCACUAUAAAGAAUUAGACACUCUUCGUGUUGCUCUGAGAGAUAAAGAAAAUAUCAUACAAACACUAAAGGGACAGCUCUGUAAUACAUUGAGCAACCGGUUGGCAUUGCGCAAUGGAGCGCCGCCUCUGACUGAUGCCGACAGAAAGGCCACCGAGGAACGUCUUCAAAGAUUGCGCCGAGAUGCCGACAAUAAGAGACUCGCAAUAAAAAAUCUCAAGUUGGCACUCGAACGCUUAGAUAUCACCGAUAAUAUCGACGUGCGAAUUCAGCAAGCUGAACUCGAGUACAGACUCGGGAGAGAAGAGCUGGAACUCUUGACAUUUCGCGAAGAGAGCAGAGCCCUUCAAGCAGCGCUGGAAUUAGCAGAAACCCAAGAAAAACAAAAGAACGACACAAUUUUCAGCUGUAUAUCUGGGGCAACUCAAGUGACAAUUCAUGCAGUGGAAGUGAGUGCAGAUCCAAAAAGUCCUCGAUUUGGUGCUGGACCAAGAGAGGAAGCACCUGGACUUUACGUGGAUUGGGCAGUGGAGGAUUCUGGUCUCUGUAAAGGAGACAGGAUCUUGGAAGUGAAUGGCAAACUUGUAGUGGGAGCUGGAAGAAGCGACUUGGCUCGACUUCUGGCCGUUGCCCCCGACUCGGCGCAAAUCGUGGUCCUACGCAAAGGCGAAUCCUUGACGGCUUUGCGUACUCUCCGAUCCGAUAAUCUCAGACUCACUCACAGGAUCGGCUAUCUCGAGGAACAGGUCAGAGAUCUUCUAGCACCUACGAGAACAGAAAUUGUAUCUCCCGAUAUUCCACCAACUAGCCAGAAAAAUGUACAGGUUUUUCAAAAAGGACCUCAAGUGACUGCACUCGUUGCAAAUCUUCCCGGUUUGAAUGUACGAAGUCCCACAGAAUUUCGACAAAGUCUUCCAACAGUAAGAAGCAGACACAGUGACAAUUCUAAACGCAUGACGGAAUCUCGAAAUUCCAAAGAGUUAGACUUUUCUUCUGAUGGAGCAGCGAAUGGUCAUCAAAAAUCAAGAAGCAAACAAAAAUCCCCAGGAUUCCAACUUACUAGAUCUACUGCGAGUUUGGACUUCAAACAAUCUCAGUUACAACUUCAUUCUCCAAGAAGACGAACUCCUAGAGUUGAAUCCGCAAUGGAACAAUUACAGAAGAGCCGCAAGAACGGGAAUCACUUCCAGUCCCUGGAAUUUGAUUCAGAGCCAACUUAUUACCGAUUACAGGACAACCAGUCGCGGGCAUCGGAAAAUUCGGAUACAACCAACAUCUACAAUUCCCAAGAAACUGCGAAAACUCGUCCAGCGCCUCCGAAAAAGCCCCUACGACUUUCAUUGCACAGAGCAGCAAGUCUGCAAUCUGUCGAGAGUGCACCACCCGCAGCAUCACAGGAAGUUCUUCGAAAACCUACCAAGAGAAAUUACCGCGGAGACCCACCAAUUGAUAAAAACUCGCGUUCAGAAAGCAACGGAGAAGCAAUUAAUCUGGAUUCGAAUUCCAAUACCACUGGCCCCCAACCGCCCCCUAGAACGCCUUCUAGGGCAGAGUCUUGUCAAAGUGCCUUGAGAUGGCCUUCUCCUAAACCUAGACCACAUCUUGCUUCUGUUCCGAUGGAAAAAUGGUGCUGACAGGUUUUAGGUUUAUUCACCUACUACUAAAACUUUUAAAUGAAAGACAUGUUCAGGGGAGUGAGAAACAAAUAUUAUUCCGGAGCACCUAUUCUUUGGGGAAACCAAAGGUAAAAUGGUUUAUCAAUAAUAGUUGAUAUCCUAAAAAUCUAAUUUAUUGGAUUAUAGUCUUUGUUUUUUAAUUUAAAUUUAGAUUCGCGUCUGAUUGUUUCUUUUUAUGUGAAGAUGCAAAUCAUCAAUGGGGUGUCAAAAUAAGUUCUUAGAGUUUGUAGUAUCCAUUACGUUAUCAAAAUGAUUAAACGUAUUCUGACUGUUGAAAGCCACUAUGAUAUUAUUUUAGGGAUCACAGUUGUUCAGAAAUUUAAUUGUAGAAAAAAUAAGAGAAUUUCUAUGAUAUUAUGGCUCCUGCCGAGUUUUAGUGUUCCUCCUGCCAGAUCCAGUGUUCCUUCUGCCAGGUGCACGGUUUCUCCAUAUACGUCCAUUGUUGUUUCUAUAAAUAUUUCUUCUGCUGACUGAUGUGAAUAUGGACUUGAAAUUGAGUAAAAUAAAUUUUCGAUUAGAAAUUAAAUUUUAUAAGAACUAGAGUAUCUCAAUUCAGUGUCAGAUAUAUUUUUUUCCUUUCGCGACACUGCUCAUUCAGUAAAUUCAAGUAAAGUCUAUAUCCUGGCUCCUGACGAGUCUUGUCUUCACGCUAGGUCCAAGUUUUCUCCUGCCAAAUCCAGUGUUCCUCCUGCCAGGUGCACGGCUUCUCCAUAUACUCAGAUACUAUAGCUAAGUCCUCGAAAAUCUUAAAGAUGAAUGUAUGCGAAUGUUUACAAAUAAUACGGUUACAUACAAAUUAUGUCAUUUUUUUAAAUGACAAGCACACUAUUUCAAUUCUUAAAGCUUUCUCCUGUCAGUACUUAUUAAUUACGAUAUCCCGUCACUGCAGGAAAUCUAACAUGGCGCUGUUCGCUCAAAUUCUGACAUUUGAUUUGCCCAAACUGGGUUAGGGGAAAAACUCAUUCACUUAAAUAGGUUUAUCGGAACAGCAUGAAAUAUUCUUUAUUCUUUAGUAAAAAGUUUUUUGUUUAUAUUGGUGAGCGAGAUAUAUUUUUUGUCUCUAUUGCGACACUAAUCAUUAAAUAAACUCAGUAAAAACGACAUCCGGGCUCCUGCUCCACCUUCUCUUAGUGUUAAGUCUAUGUUUCCUCCUGCCAGGCCAAGGACUCCUCUUCUCAUGUACGUUGCUCUUCCAUCACCGUCCAGAUUCAAUUCCUGCACGGCUUCUUUCUUCUAAAGAAUAAGAAUGUGGACUUAAAAUUCAGUAAAAUGAAGUUGUAAUUAUAAAUUCAAUAUUAUAAGAAGUUGAGCAUCUCCAUAUAAAGUGUGAGAUUUUUUUGUCGUUCGGGACACUUUUCAUUCAGUAAAUUUAGUAAAAUCCACAUUCUGGCUCCUUUCGAGUCUUCUCUUUAUGCCACAUACAGGUUUUCUCCCGCCAGGUCCAGUUUGUUUCCUGCUAGGUCCAGUUUUCAUCAUGCCAGGUGCACGGCUCACCAAUAUAUCCAGUAAAUGUAGUAGAAUCAGUAAAAUCCACAUUCUGGCUUCUGCCACGUCUUCUUUUCAUGCCAGGUCCAGGUUUUCUUCUGCCACGUCUAGUUUUUUCUUUCCAGGUCCAGUAUUUAUCCUGCUAGGUACACGAUGCCUCCAUAUACGUCCACUGUUUUUUCUAUAAGGCUUACUUCUUCUGACGUAUGUGGAUAUGGACUUAAAAUUCUGUAAAAUAAAAUUGUAAUUAUAAAUUAAAUGUUAUUACGACGAGAGUAUCUCAACUAAGUGUGAGUUGUAUCGUUCGCGACAUUGCUCUUUUAGUAAAUUCCGUAUAAUCCAAAUUUUGGCUUCUGUCGAUUCUUCUUUUAAUGCCAGGUCCAUGUUUUCUCCUCUCAGGUCCAAGUUUUCUCCUCUCAGGUCCAAGUUUUCUCCUGUCAGGUCGAGUUUUUUCCCUCCUAGGUCCAGUAUUCCUCCGGCCAAGUGCGCGGCUCCUCUAUAUACGUCCAUUGCUCUUUCUAGAAGGCUUACUUCUUUUUAUUCAGGAAAUUCAAUAAUUCAGUGAAGUCCAUAUCCUGGCUACUCCCGAGUAUUCUCUUUAUGACAGGUCGAAGUUUUUUCCUGUCAGAUCCAAUGUGCCUCCUGCCAGGUAUAUAUCUCCUUCAUAUACGUCUAGUGCUCUUUUUAUUAAGCUUCCUUCUUCUGACAAUUAUGAAUGUGGACUUCAAUUUCAAUUUAAUAAAAUUGCAUUGAUAGAUAAAAUGUCAGAAGAACAUAAGUAUCAAAAUAAAGAUCACGACUUCUCAUGAACAAAUUCUCUAACAUUGCAUUAAAAUAUUAUAAAAUCUCUCGUAAUUUUUAAAACAUUUGAAGUCUUCUAAAAUCCCUUCAUAUUUUUAAGGCUAUUUAAAAUUACUCAGAAUCUUUCAGUAUACCCUAACAUUUUCAGUAUUUUUUCAAAUAAUAAUCUAAAAUCUUUGAAAAUUGAAAUCUUUUGAAAUACCAUGAAAUUCUCUUUUAAUAUAGUAAAUCUUUAAUCAAUUUCCUGAAAUACCAUGAAAUUAUAUCAAAUCUUAUAUUUAUUCAAAUUUUUCGAAUUUUUUAAAUCCUUUCUAAUCGUUUUAAAGACACUUCAAAUUUUGCACGGCUGUUGAAAAUUCUUUAGGACCUUCUAAUAUAUUCGAAAAUCCGAAAAAAACACAUUUGAAAUCUCUUCAGAUUCUUGGAAUCUUUGAAAUUCCUAGAAAUAUUUUGAAAUGUCUUUCAUUC
Messenger RNA from Belonocnema kinseyi, 5128 nucleotides. RefSeq lists its product as uncharacterized. The record is from RefSeq and is a predicted model, not a curated record. Lineage: Eukaryota; Metazoa; Arthropoda; Insecta; Hymenoptera; Cynipidae. Gene Ontology annotation, molecular function: protein binding. The transcript has 11 exons. The coding region runs from base 338 to 2332 and encodes 664 amino acids.